AUGGCUUCUACCACAAGUAUAGCUACAGAGGCUCCAGUCUAUGUCGCUGGAGCUACAACAAAGCUCAGCCAAAAAGAAAUCAUCCCCAGCAAAACUGAUGUUGGAGCUUUGGCAAACAGAAUUAAUACAGAGACAAGAUCAUUGCACGAUAAAGUCGACAAGUUGGUCACCUUGAAAUUGGCCAUUGCCUUGCGCAACUAUAAAGUUUUCCGUCAAGGAUUGCAAGCUUUUUACCAUGUGUUUGCCAGUAUUGAAACUAGUUUGCACCACCAAUUGGACACAUACCCCGACUCGGAAUGGUCCAAGAUGCUUUCGCAGGUAUGGAAGCCAGAAAUUGCUAGAAAAGAAAAGGCAGAACAAGACCUUUUGUUCUUUUAUAAUGACGACAAGAGCAAGUUUGUCGACCCAAUGAUGAUUGAACAGAUUAAAUUUGCCAACCACAUCAAACAAGUAACCGCUGAAAAACCAUACCUUUUGUUUGCUUACUUGCAUGUGAUGUAUUUGGCGCUUUUUGCAGGUGGCAGAAUUAUGAGAUCUUCAUUUGCCAAGGCUACAGGAAUGUACCCAAGAAAAGAUGGUCUUUCCCACGAGGAAAUCGUUAAAUUGGGAACCAAUUUCUUUACAUUUGACGUUGCUGAUGAAAACUUGUUGCGCGUUAUUUAUAAGAGAGAUUAUGAACUUGUCACAAGAAACGGACUCACUGAGGAACAGAAACAAGAGAUUAUCGAGGAGUCGAAAUUCAUCUUUGAACAAAAUGCAAAAUGUUUACAUGAAUUGGAGAACCAUAACUUGGCAAAGAUUCAAGGAUCGUGGACAUACUAUGCAGUGACAAAAGGGUACUAUGGUGUAAUAGGGUUGUUGGUCAUCUUGAUUUUGUUUUAUGUCCAAAGAGUGCUUUUUAGAAGCCUUUAG
This is a messenger RNA of Lodderomyces elongisporus, 912 nucleotides long. RefSeq names its product Hmx1p (gene HMX1). Bases 1 to 912 code for a protein of 303 amino acids. Gene Ontology annotation, molecular function: heme oxygenase (decyclizing) activity. The record is from RefSeq and is a predicted model, not a curated record. Lineage: Eukaryota; Fungi; Ascomycota; Pichiomycetes; Serinales; Debaryomycetaceae. Gene Ontology annotation, biological process: heme oxidation. The transcript has a single exon.